Messenger RNA from Pocillopora damicornis (cauliflower coral), 2100 nucleotides. RefSeq lists its product as uncharacterized. Gene Ontology annotation, biological process: carboxylic acid metabolic process. Gene Ontology annotation, molecular function: pyridoxal phosphate binding; carbon-carbon lyase activity. Lineage: Eukaryota; Metazoa; Cnidaria; Anthozoa; Scleractinia; Pocilloporidae. The record is from RefSeq and is a predicted model, not a curated record.
ACAAGUUAACCUCAGGGCAGUGAAUGAAAGCAGCGUUGUUUGAUUCCCUACUGCAAAAGCAGCGCUCGUGACCGUUACUUUUGCACCCGCAUUUUGUUACAUUUCCACCAGUUUCAUCACGUAGUUUGCAAUAUUAUUUUCCUUCCUUUAAUUUCAUCUCUUAAACAUUGAUUCUGGGGCGUAGGUAUAUUGAGAGCAACAUAGCGACAUCGAUUUCGUCAUCUAAUUUCCUUUCUUUUUCGUUCCUCUUUCUUGUGACUUUCGAAGUGCAUGAAUUGCGUUUCUAUUUCGCUGUGUUCUCCAUUUGUUUGUAAUUUUUGCACACCUUUUAUUUUAGCUCUCACUGUGUUCUACUUUAAGUCACUGGAGCAAUCUUCAGUUACGCCUAAAGCAGCCAUGUUCAACCCACGAAAGAAAACGUCGCGCAAGGUCGGAAAAGAGGAGCAGAAACGGAAGGGAAAGGCGCCUAUGUUCACCCAUAGACGUGGCAUUUUUUCCAAACGUGCUGUUAGCGACGAUGUAGCAAAACCGUGGGCUGCAGUUGGAACUUGGUUUCUUGGACCAAAAGCGGAGAAUGCUGACGUGUUUAUUGAACUAAUGAAGGACGCCAUAAAAGCCCACAUGGAUUUUCGCCAAGGUUUCUACCCUUGUGAUCCACCGUACGUCACAGACGAGCUGCGACAAGCAGAGUCUUUCAAAAAAUCCUAUGAGAAAAUGAAAACGGAAUUGGAUAAUCUUCAGAAGGACAUGUACAGAUCUGUUCCAUUCUAUUUCCCCUGUGAUCCACCGUAUGUGACGGAUGAGCUCCGAGAGGCUGCAUCUUUUAAGAAUUCCAUGGAACAUUUGAAGACAGAAGUGGACAACUUGCAGAAAGACCUGGAGAAAUCUGUGCCAUUUUUUAGCUCUAGAUACAAGAUGACUGCCAUGUUGUUUAACCAGAACAACUGCGCAGCAGAGGCAUCGACUGUUACCACAAAGUUCGAGGUGGAAGUUGGGAAGGAUUUGUGUAUCAUGAUGGGAUAUGAUGGCGACAAAGCCAUGGGUCACCUCACUGCUGGUGGGUCUGUGGCCAACAUUGAAGCAAUUUGGGCUGGAAGAAAUGUCAAAUACUUUCCAUUAGGAUUGCAGGAGGCUUUGCUGAAGGAAGAAAAACUUGCUGCUGCUAGAGGUUAUAAGAUAACCUUUCCUCAAAGAGGAGGAGAAAAAGGAGAACUUCAGAGUGCUUCCCAAUGGGAACUCCUCAAUCUUGACGUCGACACCAUUCUAAGAAUGCCAAAAGACGUGGAAGAUUUAACUGGUCUCCAGCAUCAAGACUUCAUGGGCGUCAUGGGCCAGUAUCUCUAUGAAUCUGUUGGAGCGCAAGAGUUUGCUCGCCGCCACAUGUUGACACAGAGUCCUUGUGUGAUUGUACCAAGCACAGCACACAUAUCCCUUACCAAAGCAGUUACAAUUCUAGGACUGGGACGAGAGAGCCUCGUCACUGUGGCAGUUGACGAAGAUGCUCGGAUGGAACCAAAGGAUCUGGAAAGAGUUUUGCAGGAAAAACUAAAAAACGAGAUUCCGGUGAUUACAGUUGUGUCUGUUAUGGGUACAACAGAAGAGAGCGCGGUGGAUCCACUCACAGCGAUUUUGGAACUUCGAGAAAAGUUUAGAGCUAAGGGCCUUUGCUUCAGCUUGCACGCGGACGGGGCUUGGGGAGGAUACUUCUGUAGCAUGUUACGAGAUCCUAAGAGUAAACUUGUAGCCGCUGGUAGCGAGGGAUUUGUUCCCGAGUUGUGGCUGAGUCCAUAUGUUAAAGAGCAGUUGUCAGCCAUGGACCAGUGCGAUACCAUCACUAUUGACCCACACAAAUCUGGCUUCUGUCCUUACCCCGCUGGAGCAUUAUGCUACAGAGACAAGUUGAUGAACACCUUUCUUCAGAUCACCACCACUGUUGUGUAUUAUCAUGGAGACAUGACACUUGGAGACAUCGGCAUCGAAGGAUCCAAACCAGGAGCUGCUGCCGCUGGGGUCAUGUUGGCAAACAGGGUGAGAGGAUACCUCACAAAGAAAAGUGAACUUUUACAAAAGGACUUUCGUGUCUACAAAGAUAAAAUUUGA